UAUGGUGGCUUUAAGUUGAAGCAAAUAUUUAGUUAAUUUACUAUUCGGUGAGUUGUUAUAACUUCUACAAAAAUGUGUCUGGACGUGGACGAAGAAUGCCUGAACUGGUGUCAACGGAUGAUGUUGUGGUGUGCUUGUUGUUACUUAGUUGAAAGAUGCUUUUGCGAAGAUCAAUACAAUCAGCGACAGCAGUCCCAACAGACGGUAAUUGUGCAACAGCAACAAACGGUAUUUAUGGUGCAGCCACAGUCUGAUCCGAAUCAGCCACCUCCGUACCAACCGAAUCAACCUUGGCAACAACAGUCUCAGCCGGGAUAUCCUGGCUAUCCGCCACAACAAUCAUCAAGCUACAAUACCGGUUAUAAACCACAACAAGCUGGACCCAAUGCUUUUCAACCAAUAGAAAAACCUGGAUCCAAUUCUGUGCAAACACCAAAAGAACCUGGACCCAAUGCUGUGCAAACACCAGAACAAAUUAAGAAACAGUAAUGAUCGAACGGUUUGUGACUCAGAAAUCCUCCUUUUCGUUUUUUUUUCUAAUUAUUUCGAGGCUACUGCAUGACCAAAAUUGUGAUUUAUGUCAUCAGGUAUGUGAAUUCGAAAACAAUAAAUCGACGAGCGUUCAUUUCAUUGAGUCUCUAACAACACAAUAUUGAAUGUACAAACAGAAUUAAAACAGUGAGGCUAAAAAAAACAACAAAAACCAGUAUGAACAAUACAAUAAUGUGACGAGUGUCAUUCAUUCGUGUGAAUUUUUUUUUGGGAACUAGAAGUAGAGAUAGUAACGAAUUAUGAACAAUGAACGUCAUCAACAUAAAUACAUUUCGCAUGUAGUUAGAUUUAA
Messenger RNA from Bradysia coprophila, 844 nucleotides. RefSeq names its product calcium-binding protein P-like. Lineage: Eukaryota; Metazoa; Arthropoda; Insecta; Diptera; Sciaridae. The record is from RefSeq and is a predicted model, not a curated record.